Trifolium pratense (red clover) is the source of this 1799-nucleotide messenger RNA. Its product is annotated as SEC12-like protein 1. The transcript has 11 exons. NCBI's taxonomy places the organism in Eukaryota, Viridiplantae, Streptophyta, Magnoliopsida, Fabales, Fabaceae. The record is from RefSeq and is a predicted model, not a curated record. The coding region runs from base 302 to 1480 and encodes 392 amino acids. Gene Ontology annotation, cellular component: endoplasmic reticulum membrane. Gene Ontology annotation, molecular function: protein binding; guanyl-nucleotide exchange factor activity; GTPase activator activity. Gene Ontology annotation, biological process: protein secretion.
UAAUUUGAAAAUGGAGAGUAUUCACACUCAUCAAUGUCACCGUAUGAAUAUUCUCUUAUGCGGAUUUAUCACUGCAGUCUGCAGGGUGUAUAGUAUAGUGCAUGUGCAUGUCUCAACUGUGCCGGAAAUCUCGUCGUUUUCUUCUAACUUCUCUCUCUCUCUCUCUCUCUAAAACUGAACCCUCUCAAAUCCAAACACGUACAAACUUUCAUUCUUCCUCCAUAACCACCAAUCCCAACCACCGUCUCUGUUCUCCGCCCAGCCUCCAACAACCUUUAAACAACCACUAAGGAAGUUUUGAAUGGAGAAUGAUGUUGGGUCACCUCAGGGUCCGGUUACUUGCGGGUCAUGGAUUCGGAGACCCGAAAAUCUCAACCUAGUUGUUCUUGGAAGGUCUAAGCGUGGAAAUUCUUGUCCUUCUUUACUCCAGAUUUUCUCAUUCGACCCUAAAACUGUUUCUUUGUCUACUUCCCCUCUGGCCAAUUAUGUGUUAGAAGCAGAAGAAGGCGAUCCUGUUGCUAUUGCUGUGCACCCUAGUGGUGAUGAGUUUAUGUGCUCUUUGAGCAAUGGUAGUUGCAAAUUGUUUGUGCUGUAUGGUCAUGAAGCAAACGUGAAGCUGCUCGCCAAGGAACUAACACAUCUACAGGGUAUUGGAUCCCAGACAUGUAUUACUUUUAGUGUUGAUGGAUCUAAAUUCGCUGCUGGUGGGUUGGAUGGACAUCUCAAAAUUAUGGAGUGGCCUAGCAUGCACACAAUUUUGGAUGAACCAAAAGCACACAAAUCUGUCCGGGAUAUGGAUUUUAGUCUAGACUCAGAAUUUCUAGCUUCAACUUCUACCGAUGGUUCAGCAAGAAUCUGGAAGAUUGAAGAUGGUGUUCCUUUGAUUACUUUGUCUCGCAACUCGGAUGAAAAAAUUGAAUUAUGUCGAUUUUCCAAGGACGGAACCAAACCGUUUUUAUUUUGUGCCGUUCAAAAAGGGGACAAGUCUCUCACUGGAGUUUGGGACAUGAGCUCAUGGAACAAAAUUGGGCAUAAGAGGCUGCUUAGAAAGUUUGCUUCAGUAAUGUCCAUUAGCCACGACGGGAAAUACCUUUCUCUGGGAAGUAAAGACGGAGACAUUUGUGUAGUUGAAGUAAAAAAGAUGCAGAUACACCAUUAUAGUAAGAGACUACACCUCGGUACAACUAUUGCAACCUUGGAGUUCUGUCCUAGUGAAAGGGUUGUACUUACAACCUCGGUAGAAUGGGGAGCAUUGGUCACUAAACUGAAUGUACCUAAAGAUUGGAAAGAGUGGCAAAUCUACUUGGUGCUUUUAGGACUAUUUUUAGUGUCAGCAGUUGCAUUUUACAUAUUCUUCGAGAAUUCUGAUUCAUUUUGGGGAUUUCCAACGGGAAAAGACCAAAGACCAAAGUUUAAACCAAUUACAAGAGACCCUCAAUCAUUUGAUGAUCAAAAUGUUUGGGGACCGGUAGACAUGUGACCGCUACCGCUUCGACAUUCUUUGAAGUUGUCAAUUGGAACCAAUAUCAGCAGUAGUUGUAAUGUAAGUGGUAUCAACAUUUAUCUCAGGAGGGAUUGCACAUAGUAGAUUUAGAAAAUUGAAAUAUUGUGGGUUUGAAUCCCUACCUCAACACAUCAACUAGUUUCGCGGUCUUUUAACUCAGUUGUGGUUAUAGAACUUUGACUUUUUAAUAUCAGUGAAUGUAUUCAAUUAUUUCCAUGAUGAUAUUUGAAAAAGUAUUCAAAAAGAUCAAAAGAGUAAAUAAUUUCUUAAUUUUAGUGUCACGUUAUAUGUGAAA